GGGUGGGGGGCAGCCGGUGGAGACACCACGGAAGCAGAGGUGAGGUGAGGGCCACGCGUCGGGGAAGUUUGGGCCCGCCGUGUAGGUCCAGCGAUCGGUUCCAGGGGUGCAGUGAGGGGAUUCCUUUUUCCCUGCGUUGACUCGGUCGUCUCUCCCGGACUAGGACGUCUCUCUGAUCUUGACCACCUUGCAGCCAUGCGUCUCACUGCCCUGCUGGCCCUGGCAACCAAGGUCACUCUGCCACCCAACUAUCGCUAUGGGAUGAGCCGCCCUGGCUCCCAGUCAGACAAGAGGAAGAACCCACCUUGGCUCAGGCGACGGCCGGUGGCUGUGGAGCCCAUCUCUGAAGAAGACUGGCACCUGUUCUGUGGGGACUGGGUGGAGAUCUUAGAAGGCAAGGAUGCCGGGAAGCAAGGCAAAGUGGUUCAAGUUAUCCGUGAGCGGAACUGGGUGGUCCUGGAGGGUCUGAACACACAUUACCGCUACAUUGGCAAGACCUCAGAGUACCGGGGCACCAUGGUCCCAAGCGAAGCUCCCUUGCUCCACCGCCAGGUCAAACUUGUGGACCCUGUGGACAGGAAGCCCACUGAGGUGGAGUGGAAGUUCACAGAGGCAGGAGAGAGAGUCCGAGUCUCCACCAGAUCAGGAAGAAUUAUCCCCAAACCAGAGUUUCCCAGAGCUGAUGGCAUCAUUCCCGAGACGUGGAUUGAUGGCCCUAAAGAUACGUCAGUGAAAGAUGCCCUAGAAAGAACCUAUGUACCAGGACUGAAGACACUGGAGGAGGAGGUGAUGGAGGCGAUGGGAAUCCAGGAGACUCGGAGACACAAGAAGGUCUACUGGUACUGAACCUGGGGAGAGCAGCUGCCCCCCUGGCUGAGCUGCACCUUGCAAGCUGGGGCCACCUUUCCAGGUGCCAAUAAAGAGCCGUGAGCCUUC
This is a messenger RNA of Erinaceus europaeus (western European hedgehog), 936 nucleotides long. RefSeq names its product mitochondrial ribosomal protein L24 (gene MRPL24). Gene Ontology annotation, molecular function: structural constituent of ribosome; RNA binding. Gene Ontology annotation, biological process: translation. Gene Ontology annotation, cellular component: mitochondrion; ribosome. Lineage: Eukaryota; Metazoa; Chordata; Mammalia; Eulipotyphla; Erinaceidae. The record is from RefSeq and is a predicted model, not a curated record. The transcript is spliced from 6 exons. The coding region runs from base 196 to 846 and encodes 216 amino acids.